CAGUACUGUAACACCAACAGCAAACAACAAACUCACAGUCCGAAAAACCAACCCAGUUCCGGUUCUUUUUAUCCACCUAGACUACUAUAGAUAGUAUACCAUGAGUGCUAGUGGUAUAACUCUAACAGGUUUUGUAGUGCUGCUGCAUGCAGCUUACAGUUGUCUUCAUUUCAAGAGUUUACUUCAAGAAUUGGAUAUCAGCAUUGAUGCCGCAGCGGAAGGAGGACGUUCGGUACCUCCAGCGGAUGUCUGGGUAGAAUGUGGCAUUGGACUUGUAAUUGUGUUUUUGGGUCAACUACUGGGACCAGGUGCUGGAACCUGGCAGCCUUGUCUCACUACUACAGGAGCAAGUGGAGUCAAACGACGACCUCUGGUGGCACCGGCUCAUAUUUCCCGUGAUUUUGAUAUCUAUGCGGACCGCUCCAAGGCUGUGGCAGCCAUCAAGAAAGGCAUCUGAAUUUGAUUGAUUUGAUUGCAAUAAACUAAUAAUAAUAAAAAUUAUACUUUCAAUUG
Messenger RNA from Seminavis robusta, 513 nucleotides. The record is from the annotation of a GenBank genome assembly. Lineage: Eukaryota; Bacillariophyta; Bacillariophyceae; Naviculales; Naviculaceae.